Molecule: messenger RNA, 1931 nt
Organism: Neltuma alba
Lineage: Eukaryota; Viridiplantae; Streptophyta; Magnoliopsida; Fabales; Fabaceae
Product: metal tolerance protein C2
Exons: 10
Coding region: 404-1582 (392 amino acids)
Biological process (GO): intracellular zinc ion homeostasis; transmembrane transport; zinc ion transport
Cellular component (GO): Golgi apparatus; membrane
Molecular function (GO): zinc ion transmembrane transporter activity
Source: RefSeq, a predicted model, not a curated record
AGGAUGAUACUUGAUGCCAUAUCUCCAGUGGCGGCGGCUACGCGUCUAAAUAUACGGUGCUGAUUUCUAUUUUUGUUCGCGUUUGUCCUGUUGUUUUAAAAUCAUCUCCCUUCCUUCGUUGGUACUGACCUGUUUCCGUUUUGGCCGCAGCUUUAUCCUCUUGUAAUCAACGCUGCGUUUGUUGUUCUGUUUCAACCUGAAACCCCUUUCGAUUCCUUCAAUUCCAAAGAGCCUUCCUUGACUUGAGAAGUACACUCCCGAAUCACCGAUAUCCUUCCCUUUUCUGUUUCCUUUGACUUCCUGCCUUCUCCAUAGUAUUGUGAUGAAAAUUCCAUGCUGAUCUGCAUUCCUCAUUCUCUCCGUCUAAGUAUUCCCUCUUCUGUGUCCCAACAUCCUACGAUCAAUGGAGACUUCAGAUUCGUACCACCCCCGGAGCUCUCUAAAUGGGGAUUUUGGGUUUGGUGCCAGUGAUCGGAGAUUCGCGUUCUCCCGCCAAGCUUCGCUCAAACAAUCGCAAGAACCUCACUCACCUGUUUCAUUCCCUUUGAACAAUUCCGGAAGGCCUUUCCUUUCCCGGACUGACUCCAGCAUAGACAUUCCUCGGGGCCAUUAUUGGUCAGGCCAAGGUCACUACUUUUCUGAGGAAAAGUCCCCGGAGAAAGUCUCUUGGUCCUCGUUUAUUUUCUCUGCUUUUCGAAACAUUAGGUCUGGGCAUAGAUAUAUGAAGAGAUUAUUUUUUAUGAUUUCCCUGAAUGUAGCAUACUCCACCGCAGAGCUAUUCAUUGGCCUUUUUACUGGGCGUGUAGGUUUGGUGUCUGAUGCAUUUCAUUUGACUUUUGGAUGCGGUCUUCUGACAUUUUCACUAUUUGUUAUGGCCGCCUCAAGGAAGAAGGCUGAUGGAGAUUAUACAUAUGGGUAUAAAAGGCUUGAAGUUUUGUCUGCAUUUACAAAUACUGUAAACAGCUGUUUUCUUCUGUUUAUGUCAUUUUCUCUAGCGGUUGAAGCACUUCACGCAUUCAUACAAGAUGAAUCGGAGCACAAGCAUUAUUUGAUUGUUUCAGCUGUGACCAAUUUAGUUGUGAAUCUCAUUGGCGUAUGGUUCUUCAGGAAUUAUGCCCGGAUUAAUCUUACUUAUAGAAAUGCUGAAGAUAUGAAUCAUCAUUCAGUUUUCCUGCAUGUUCUAGCAGAUUCUAUUCGCAGUGCAGGUUUGAUAUUGGCAUCCUGGUUACUGUCCAUUGGGGUGCAGAAUGCAGAAGUCUUGUGUUUGGGACUAGUUUCAGCUGCGGUUUUUACGCUAGUCCUGCCACUCUUUAGGACAACCGGUGGUAUCUUGCUUCAAACGGCACCUCCUAGUAUUCCAACUUCUGCUAUGAGCAAAUGUUUGAGACAGAUAACUGCUCGGGAAGAUGUGCUGGAAGUUUCACAAGCUCGUUUUUGGGAGUUAGUUCCUGGUCAUGUGGUUGGUUCGCUCUUGAUUCAGGUGAAGAAAGGGGCGGAUGAUCGCCCGUUACUAGGACUUGUGCAUGGCCUCUACCAUGAACUGGGCGUGCAGGACCUUACGGUGCAGACUGAUGAUACAUGAGCGUCUCAUAUUCAUGGAUUUCUGCAAAUGAUUACAGACCAUGGAUUGCUUUUAUUUAUUUAUUGUCCUCGCUCUGCUGGUCAAAGAACAAUGACUUUAUUUCUCAUAGAAAAGGGAUGAGUGAAUUUUAGAAAAGUAUUACGCUGUCACAGGCAAUAUCCAUUUCCUUCCCCUCCACAGUUAAAAAAAAAAGGAGCCAGGCAUGAAAACUAGGGCCUAUGCUGAAUAACAAUGUUAAUGAUCACGGAUACUUGUCAACUACCAAUUUACCAUAGAUCUGAUCUGUUCAUGUUAAAAGUGGAUGGCGUGCUAUCUUAUUUUUCACAUUUUUUAAAUACUUCUAUUCUAG